Messenger RNA from Suillus clintonianus, 378 nucleotides. RefSeq lists its product as uncharacterized. The record is from RefSeq and is a predicted model, not a curated record. The annotation marks the transcript as partial. The transcript has 2 exons. Lineage: Eukaryota; Fungi; Basidiomycota; Agaricomycetes; Boletales; Suillaceae.
UUAUGGACGUAUCUUCUCCAGAAGGAUCUCCCUGCGUCCAACGACUUUGCCGCUAUACCCAUGAUUCCUGCAGUAGCACCAGUCGAUAGGACCAACACAUCCAUGCGAAUGCUCAUUCACGACAUGCAGGCGACCCUCGAAAAGUUCUCCACGAGAGUGGAUACGCUGCUCGCUAACGUCCAGGACGUCAAGAAUGAAGCGGUAAACUUCAACCGGAUAUCAGAGAAUGAACGUGAACGUGUGCUCGACGAGAUCUCGAAUAGCUCAAAGAAAGUGCAAACCGAGUUGAAGGCUUGCAUCGGUGUACCAUCACAAGCAUCAGCUCUCGAAUUGGUCCAGAAAUCACAAUCUUUAACGGAAAACAGCAUACAAGCACUA